GACUGUUGUCAUGGGGGAGGUGGAGGCGCUAGGUGGCUACUGGCGCCCGAGGUAGAGAGGCGGGGGCGCUGGAGUUGGUCGGCGGCAGCUGCAGACUGAAGAUGUUGGGAAAUUACUGCUAACACCCAUAAUUUAUUAUGGCUCCUGUCAUUGGAAUAUUGGUUUCCUUUGAAAACAGGUAUAAUAUGAUUUGGGCUUAAGCAACUUCUUCCAAGGAAGAAGGCCAGUGCAGCUGCUGUUAUAACCCAAGAUCUUGAUCCACAUCCAUAGAUUGGAAUAUUGGUGGGCCAGCCAUCCUGAGAUACCUCACUCAGGACAGAUGAGGAAACUGAGGCUUGGUGAAGUUACGAAAGUUGUCCAAAGUCACACAGCUUGUAAAGGGCACAGUCAAGAUUCAGAGCCAGGCUGGUUGAAGUGCUUAAAUCCCUCAUGGAAAGAAUGAGCAAUGCUCCUGAACAGAAAACUGAAGCUUGUAAAAAUUAAAAUGAAUAAACUACGGCAAAGUUUCAGGAGAAAGAAAGAUGUUUAUGUUCCAGAGGCCAGUCGUCCACAUCAGUGGCAAACAGAUGAAGAAGGAGUUCGUACUGGAAAAUGCAGCUUCCCAGUCAAGUACCUUGGGCACGUAGAAGUUGAUGAAUCAAGAGGAAUGCACAUCUGUGAAGAUGCUGUAAAAAGAUUGAAAGCUGAAAGGAAGUUCUUCAAAGGCUUCUUUGGAAAAACUGGAAAGAAAGCAGUUAAGGCAGUCCUGUGGGUAUCGGCAGACGGACUCAGAGUUGUGGAUGAAAAAACUAAGGACCUCAUAGUUGACCAGACAAUAGAAAAAGUUUCUUUCUGUGCCCCAGAUAGGAACUUUGAUAGGGCCUUCUCUUACAUAUGUCGUGAUGGCACAACUCGGCGCUGGAUCUGUCACUGCUUCAUGGCCGUGAAGGACACGGGUGAAAGACUGAGCCAUGCUGUAGGCUGUGCCUUUGCCGCCUGUUUAGAACGUAAGCAGAAGCGGGAGAAGGAAUGUGGAGUGACUGCUACUUUCGAUGCCAGUCGGACCACUUUCACGAGAGAAGGAUCAUUCCGUGUCACCACAGCCACCGAGCAAGCGGAAAGAGAGGAGAUUAUGAAACAAAUCCAAGAUGCCAAGAAAGCUGAUACAGAUAAGACAGCUGUUGGUUCGUCAGUGGCCCCUGGCAACAUUGCCACCUCCCCAUCCUCUCCCACCUCUCCCACUCUGGAUGCCACUGCCUCUCUGGAGAUGAACAAUCCUCAUGCCAUCCCACGCCGGCACGCACCAAUUGAACAACUUGCUCGCCAAGGCUCUUUCCGAGGAUUUCCUGCUCUUAGCCAGAAGAUGUCACCCUUUAAACGCCAACUGUCCCUGCGCAUCAACGAGUUGCCUUCCACUAUGCAGAGGAAGACUGAUUUCCCCAUAAAACACACAGUGCCAGAGGUAGAAGGCGAAGCAGAGAGUAUCAGCUCCCUGUGUUCACAGAUCACCAAUGCCUUCAGCACACCCUCCGAGGAUCCCUUCUCAUCCGCCCCGAUGACCAAACCAGUGACGGUGGUGGCACCACAGUCUCCUGCCUUUCAAGCUAAUGGCACUGACUCAGCCUUCCAUGUGCUUGCUGCUAAGCCAGCCCCUACUGCUCUAGCACCCGUAGCAAUGCCUGUGCGUGAAACCAACCCUUGGGCCUAUGCCCCUGAUGCUGCUAACAAGGGAAUUGCAGCCACACAUUCGGGGACCGAGUGGGGUCAGUCUUCUGGUGCUGUCUCUCCAGGUCUCUUCCAGGCUGGUCACAGACGCACUCCCUCCGAGGCUGACCGCUGGUUGGAGGAGGUGUCCAAGAGCGUCCGGGCUCAGCAGCCCCAGGCUUCAGCUGCCCCUCUGCAGCCGGUCCUCCAGCCACCGCCACCCACUGCCAUCUCCCAGCCAGUGCCACCUUUCCAAGGAAAUGCAUUCCUCACCUCUCAGCCCGUGCCAGUGGGUGUGGUCCCACCCCUGCAGCCAGCCUUUGUCCCUGCCCAGUCCUAUCCUGUGCCUAACGGGAUGACCUAUCCAGCCCCUAACGUGCCCGUGGUGGGCAUCACUCCCUCCCAGAUGGUUGCUAACGUGUUUGGCACCGCAGGCCACCCACAGGCUGCCCAGCCCCAUCAGUCUCCCAGCCUGGUCAAGCAGCAGACAUUCCCACAGUACGAGACAAGCAGUGCUACUGCCAGCCCCUUCUUUAAGCCUCCUGCUCAGCACCUCAAUGGUUCUGCAGCUCUCAAUGGCGUAGACGACGGCAGGUUGGCCUCAGGAGACAAGCAGACCGAGGCUCCUGCAGGCACCUGCACGGUGGAUCCCUUCGAGGCCCAGUGGGCGGCCUUGGAAAGCAAGUCCAAGCAGCGUACUAACCCGUCCCCCACCAACCCUUUCUCCAGUGAUUUACAGAAGACUUUUGAAAUUGAACUUUAAGCAAUCCUUAUGGCUUAUGUAUUUUGUCUGUACUUAGGCUCGGGCGGGGGGUGGAGGUCAGAGGAGCAAAGGGGACUUUGCAUUCCCAACCUGUAUGCUUUUCACUAAUCCAAAGGUCCCCAAGGGCAUGUCCAGGCAUAGCAUGUGGAAGUGGGUGAUUGAAAAAAGUGGAGAGACCCAUUCCUAGGGAAGAGCUGUUUUGCAGUUAGACUAAGAAAGUCAAGGAGCUGUCAUCCUCUGCCCUGCCUCCUCCCUCAGCCACUUACCAGUCUCUGGCAACAGAGAUGCAGAAGUAUCUGAACAGGAAUCUGUAUUCAAAGCACAUUUACUGGAAUAUAAAACAAUGGGAAGCAAAACGAUCUCCUUUUGUUUUUCAGGCCUUUCACCUGCCUGCUUUCAGCACUGGCCUUCUUAAAGAUCGAGAACAGGGUGGCCAGUGCCAGGGCUGGGGGCAAGAGUCAGGCUGUGCUGCUAGAAUUCCCAGCAGGGCCCGUCAGGAGCUGCCCAGCAGAGCUGUAUUUUAGAGGUAAAGUUGAGCUUCCAUUUUGAGUAAGAAUAAAUAUUAUAAAUAUAUAUAUCAAAAAGCCAAAAUCUUUAUUUUUAUGCAUUUAGAAUAUUUUAAAUAGUUCUCACUAUUAAAAAGUUGUAUGAGUUGUAAGUAAUCUUGCCAAAGGUAAAAGGGUUAGCUGUAAGAAAUUGUACAUAAGAUUGAUUUAUCAUUGAUGCCUACUGAAGUAAAAAAGAGGAAGGGCUGGUAGUUGCAGGUGGGAUCCCUAGCUCACUUGGUAUCAUUUACUGUAAGUAGCACACUGCAACAACAAUCACGCUUACGACCAGUACGGUCAGCUUGGUAGUAGUUUUAAAUAAAGAGCAAGCAGUAUUGUCCUGGUUUUACAUCUGUAAUGAAAUUCUAAUGUCAUUAUUUCAAUGGGUUCAAUCUAAAUAGAAAAUGUAUUUUCUUUUCUAUACUGCUGCAGUUUCCUUAUGUUAAUCCUUUAACACUAAGGUGACAGUGAUGUAAUCAUAUCCAUGAGACGGGAACGCAGGUUACCGUGUUGUCCUGUAGGUCUUGGUGGGUUUUGUUUUGUCCUUUUAAGUUUUGUUCCCAUGAGUUUUGUGGGGAUGGAGGUCCUAGUCUUGUUAGCACUGCGUGUGUGUGUGUGCGUGCGUGCGUGUGUCCAUCCCUCUCCUUGUGGUGAGCCGAACAUCCUGUUGCCAGUUGUAGCCACUUGACCUCUGGUAACAACAUAAGAUCCCAUCUCAUUUUUACUUUCGAACGUUGGCCUUACAAUCAAAUGUAAGUUAUAUAUAUAUAUAUUUGUACUGAUGAGAAUUUAUAAUCUGCUUUAACAAAAAUAAAUGUUCGUGGUAGAAGCUUUUGCCA
Dama dama (fallow deer) is the source of this 3830-nucleotide messenger RNA. RefSeq names its product NUMB endocytic adaptor protein (gene NUMB). The transcript is spliced from 15 exons. Gene Ontology annotation, molecular function: cadherin binding. NCBI's taxonomy places the organism in Eukaryota, Metazoa, Chordata, Mammalia, Artiodactyla, Cervidae. The record is from RefSeq and is a predicted model, not a curated record. The coding region runs from base 446 to 2446 and encodes 666 amino acids.